AUGCUUCCAAAACCGCCUGCAACGCACAAUGUUCGUCUUGUGCUCGUCACCAAGCUACACGAAGCGAUGACACGCCUAAACAAUAGGGUGGCCAAAGAGUUACCUUCUCAGAUAUGCUUUACCUUGACUAAGCAGGAGCUCAUCAUCAUGGCCUUAGAUGAGGAGGAAACCAUGGCCAGGGAAAGCCCCGCCGUCUACAAAAAUGUCAUUAAACUCCGCAUUGUUAAAUUCACCAAGAUGCUUCUGGAAGACUGGAUCCAAGAGGUCAUGAAACAUCUAAACACGAGAUAUUACAAUUCGGAGCUCGGUCAGCAACAGAAGCUCGAGGACACACCACCCCCUAUCAACGCGGACCUAAAUCUGACAGUGAAGGAUGAGAUUGCAUUAGCCAACGAACUCGUCACCCCUUUGAAGGGCCUGGAAGAACAUGGGUAUGUCACAACACUGCCCAAGGAGAAAGAUGUUGAAUCGGCCAGAAAAGGUAUCGAUGUAUCCAAAGGAUGGGAGGUAUGCGAUCGGUGCAGCACACGUUUCCAAGUCUUUCCAGGUCGCCAUGUGGACGGAACGUUGGCUAGCGGCGGUGAGUGCAAAUAUCACCCUAUUCGGCCAUCAUACCCUCGGCGCAAGAGAACAGACCAAAUCACUGGUUCCUCGGACGUCUAUUACCCUUGCUGUGGUGAAGCAGUAGGGGCUUCGCGGGGUUGCACUACGGCUAAAACGCAUGUCUACAAAUUUUCGGACAGGAACCGCUUGGCAGCGGUCCUCCAGUUUAAAGAGACGCCGCUGCAACCAGAUGACAAAAAGCAUGAUCCUGUGUCUUUUGAUUGUGAAAUGGGAUACACUACAUUGGGUAUGGAGCUCGUUCGUCUGACCGCGGUCAGCUGGCCCGAAGGCCGUGAGCUUGUGGAUAUCCUAGUCAAGCCCAUGGGCGAGUUGCUUGACCUUAACUCACGAUACUCCGGAGUGUUCCCGGAACACUAUGCGUCUGCUACGCUUUAUGGUACCGCCGUGAAGGGCAAGGGCCCAUUGCAGGAGACAGGAGGUGAGACCAAAGCUCUUCAGUAUGUUGAGUCGCCCGCUGCGGCACGCGAGGUUCUUUUCAGUUUCCUUCAGCCUGAUACUCCUCUGAUCGGCCAUGCAAUCGAUAACGACCUCAACGCCUGCCGAAUCAUCCAUCCUACCGUCAUCGAUACGGUUAUUCUGUAUCCGCAUCCCCGCCGUCUGCCUAUGAGAAUGAGUCUCAAGGCACUAGCCAAGACCUACCUCAAGCGGGACAUCCAAACCGGAGGAGACCAAGGCCAUGAUUCUAAAGAAGAUGCCAUAGCAACGGGUGACUUGGUUCGCAUCAAAGCGGGCCAAAAGUGGAAGAAGUUGAAGUAUCAAGGGUGGAAACUCCAGGAUGGCAAGCUGAUUGCACCGCCUAAAUCGUAA
Penicillium chermesinum is the source of this 1431-nucleotide messenger RNA. RefSeq names its product RNA exonuclease. Lineage: Eukaryota; Fungi; Ascomycota; Eurotiomycetes; Eurotiales; Aspergillaceae. The transcript has a single exon. Bases 1 to 1431 code for a protein of 476 amino acids. Gene Ontology annotation, cellular component: nucleus. The record is from RefSeq and is a predicted model, not a curated record. Gene Ontology annotation, molecular function: nucleic acid binding; exonuclease activity.